Messenger RNA from Erpetoichthys calabaricus (reedfish), 2461 nucleotides. It is a transcript of the gene tmem62, whose product is annotated as transmembrane protein 62. Gene Ontology annotation, molecular function: hydrolase activity. The record is from RefSeq and is a predicted model, not a curated record. NCBI's taxonomy places the organism in Eukaryota, Metazoa, Chordata, Cladistia, Polypteriformes, Polypteridae. The coding region runs from base 218 to 2143 and encodes 641 amino acids. The transcript has 14 exons.
AUCGGGUAGCGACAGUCCAUACUGUUGUGUUGGAGAUUUAGUUAUCGCGGAAGUGACAGUAAAGAGGAGGCAGUCCGCCGAGUGAGCCGGCUGACAGAACAAUACUUCCGUGUAGAAAGCAUUUGCCGUUUCCACACAGUGAAGUUCGUCUUCGGUUUGCUGCAGUUCUGGCCUUAUUAUCUCUGCGCUUCUUCUCCGACACCGUUUGUGUUCCAGAAUGUUCAGGAUUUUCAGUGGCUUGGUGUUUGUUAGUGUUGUGAUCACUUGCUUUAUUUCUUUGAUUUUGGAGCAAUACAACACUGGUGAGCACCUCAGGAGAAGUCUCCACUCCCCUAAUGAGAGGAAGAAACGCGCCUACAGCCUUGGCAAUGCGCCCCCUUACCCAGGGGCAGACGAUGACAACUUGCUUUGGUUCGUGCAGAUCUCUGAUAUUCACAUCAGUCGUUUUUAUGACAAGUCAAGGAUAUCUGACUUAGAAAAGUUUUGUACAGAAACUGUAGAUGCUAUCAAUCCAGCUAUUGUACUUGUAACAGGGGAUCUAACAGAUGCAAAGACGGAGAAUAAAAUGGGAUCUCUACAGUAUGAAGUUGAAUGGCAGGCUUAUAAUAAUAUCUUAAAGAGAUCAAGGGUGUUGGAGAAAACCAAGUGGAUUGACAUAAGGGGGAAUCACGAUACCUUCAACAUUUUCUCUCUUGACAGUGUCAGCAAUUAUUAUAGAAAGUACUCAGUGCAUCAGAAAGAAGGCUCUUUUCAUUAUAUUCACCAAACACAUUUUGGAAAUUAUUCUUUUAUCUGUGUUGACGCAACACUCAAACCUGGGCUGAAGCAGCCAUACAAUUUCUUUGGAAUCUUGAACAAGACACAGAUGCAAGAGCUUUCAGAUUUGGCCACUAAAAGUUUUAGCAGCAACCUUUCUGUCUGGUUUGGGCAUUACACAACAUCCACCAUUGUCUCACCAUCUCCAGGAAUAAGAGAGGUAAUGAGCUCAGCAGUGGCAUAUCUUUGUGGACACCUCCACACAUUUCGAGGCCUAAUGCCAGUUCUACACAGCCGUCACUCACAAGGUACCCUGGAACUAGAGCUUGGAGAUUGGAUGGACAAUAGGAGAUAUCGUAUCUUGGCUUUUGAUCACGACCUAUUCAGCUUUGCAGACUUGAACUUUGAAGAGUGGCCAGCAGUCCUUAUCACCAACCCUAAGUCAGCUUUGUACUCCAAUCCUGUGGUAGAGCCACUAGGAAAAAUCCAGAACUCUACACACAUCAGGGUCCUGGCAUUUUCAGAAGCACCAAUAACUGCUGUGCAUGUAGAAAUUGAUGGAAAAAGUAUGGGAAAUGCCCAGCAAGUGAACAAGUCUCUAUUUACUCUAAAAUGGGAUCCGAAAAGCUAUAUCAAGGGACUGCAUUAUAUUGAAGUUAAAGUGGAGGAUGCUGCAGGAAGGUCAGCUGUGGCCAGGCAUGAGUUUUCUCUUGAGGAGGAUGUGUCUCUAAGUUUUGGGUUAAUGCAGUCUUUCAUCCUACUGACUGAUCAUUAUAUUAUAGCUAGAGUGCUCUUUGUGUUCCUGACACUGUUUAACAUUGCUGUUAUUGUUACCUUCAGAUAUGUGAGGCGGCCUGCACCUCAAGCUUUAUUUUCCCAAGCAAGACUAUCUCUCCAUUUCUUUAGUAAGACAAACUGGUUUUACUAUAGCUGCCUCCUGCUGAAUGUCUGGACUGCAUUUGGUCCCUGGUUUAUCUGCGAAAUGAUUGAUGGCCACAUUGGGGCAUGUUUCUCCUUUGGUGUGCUCCUUGAUGGCUAUGUCUUGGAGGGAAUCUUAACUUAUUUUGUGGGUAUUCUGCAGAUGAUUUUCUUCAACCUGCCUGUACUCUGUUACCUCUGCUGGAGCCUGAAUCACCGCUACAGUGGGAUUGGAUUUCUCGCCCAUUUUCGAAGUACCGGCCUCAUACGGGCUGUGACAGUAAAUCUGAUCAUGCUGGGUCUUCUGGUAUGGCAGACUUACUCUUGUUACUCCCUGAUGAAGAGAUACGGCCUGACUGCGUGCUUUCUGUCCCCGGUACGCCUGUGGGCUCUCCUGCUCAGUCUCUUCCUAAUUCUGAAAGCGUGGAACUGCACACUACCAAACACAACGAAUGACACAGUGUCUUGAAUGCUGCUUGAGUGUAUUUUGUUUUGACAUCUUGAAGUUUGUUCUUAAUUCCUUUUUUCCAUUUUGUGAUUUUUAUGAAGACAGAUGAGCUAUACUUGAAUUUUACGCAGAGCAUGUCUGCAUAUGGUCAAUAAUUCUGAAGGGACUCCUUCAUAGUGACCCAAAUCUUGCACAGAAGGAAACGACUACUUGAAUUCAUUGCUCAAUGGGACACAAAAGAACAAAGGUCAGUGGAAAAACUUUGAGCAGAUGCAAGCAAUUCUUAAAAAAAGUGUCACUUUUCUACGUAGGCCGCAUCAUAAAGAGAUCCUUCUCUCA